Dicrocoelium dendriticum is the source of this 2326-nucleotide messenger RNA. The record is from the annotation of a GenBank genome assembly. Lineage: Eukaryota; Metazoa; Platyhelminthes; Trematoda; Plagiorchiida; Dicrocoeliidae.
GGCAUGUAUGUUAACUGGUAUCCCCGAAAUGGCAUCUUCAGAGGUGUACUUGGGGUCGUGUUUCCCGUCAUCGGCCGAAUCGAACAAAUCAAAAACAUCCUUGCUUCGAUUCAUGUUUAGGAUCCACCAAUACUUCGGUUUAGAGCGAACAUGUACCGAAACGUUCCUUUUGCCAAGGGAUGAAAUCACUUUGUUCAAGCUUGUUCUGCGUUCUGAUUCAACCCAGGUCUCCCCUUCUCCCGACUUCUGGGCAGAAGUCUGCCGUCACCGUAUCUGCCCUUCACUAGGCGCCCCUGCAGAAUUAACUGCUCUGGCCUUCAAAGUGGAUACCCAGCUUGAAUGCUUUAAUCUAGUCGAUCGCGCACUCUUGGUUUCGCGUAUCGCACAUGAAUGGCAGACCAAUCUGGAGCUCAAGACGAUGGUGCACAAUGCGGCCUAUAUUGUUACUUCUUGGCGUCUGGAUUGGUUCGAGUACUUCAUACUUGUUAUGCUUAUUCGUAUUAAAACCCCGAACAUUACAUUUUUGCUCCGAAACGAUGCGAGUCUUCCACUUUUUCGUUUACGACUUUGCAACAUAGGGAUGCUCGCUCCUUACAGAAAAUGCGCCGUUACUGAUGUUCUGCUGGCUUAUUUGGGUCUAGCAGUAAAUAUCAAGGAUCCCAUUCGCCUGCUCAGAGUUAUCAGCAUACCUAAAAGAGGUCUUGACCGAAGAGCAUUCACAUCGCUACGUCACUUGGCUGUCAAAACAAAUUUGUCAGUCACCCAGGUGGCAAUAUCUUUCACCUGUCAAACAUCAAGCGAUAACAAAGUGGGUUCAAGCGAAGAUUUCCGGGCAUUGGAGCAAUGGAAGCCUGGGCUCCAUCAUUUGGUCGAGUGUCUAACCAAAUGUCAAGAUGCGCUAUCCGGGGUUUCGGACGAUCAAGACCUGGUAAAUAGUGCUUCCGAAGAUCGAAUGGGUUACGAGGAAGCGAUUGCUGCCGUGACCAGAUGUAUCCGUAUCACGGGACGUUUCCUUCGUAAGCCGAUGCUUGGCGCUGGUAAAUGUGAUGGAGAUGAGGUGUAUGACAGGGUUUUUACCAAUGAACGCAUCAGUCAGGCGGUCAGUACUUUGUGUCAUAAACUGACCGAAAUCACUGCGUUGGAUGCGGUCUCAUGCAGUGAGACACCUGGACGAUCCUUACUACGUGGAGGCAGCCUCCGAGGUCGAGCAGCUUCAAAACUUGCCCGCAUGUUUCUGGUGUUCCACGAUGAACCUGUUUCGAUUCUUGACGGCUGUUCUAACCCGUCUUGGAAUAAUGCCACUUCCCCACUACGAUCGCCCUCUCGGCGUCUGUGCGCUAUUCGAACACCAGUUACCGAAGGUCGGGGCGAGCGGAUUCUCCAAAUGUUUGUCUCACCCCAAACCCCGAUCCAAUUGGCCACGUUAACUGAACCUGUAGAAGAGGUAGAGAACUCCGAGGAUGCUUGUUCCUUCCGAACAUCUCGAUUUAAACCGGAUCUCUUUGACAAUGCAACAAUGCCUGAACGUCCCGUCUUUUCUCGUUACCAAACCAACCUGGAUUGGGCAGAUUCCAAGCCUUCUCCUAUGACCAAUUCAUUCCGUUCUUUCUCCAGAAGUCCUCUGCGUGAACUAGACACGCAUUCUCUGCCAGCCUGGUUGUGUGCUCCGCAUUCUGGCGUCCACAGUGCUCCGAGCGAUGGGCACAGCUUGUCUGGUCAAUGUGGGUUGCCCCUUGCUUUCUGAUGCUUUGCUCAGAAGAUAAACCAUGGCACGGACGAGUUUGCUUUUUACAUCGCAUACCUUUCCAAAGCUAGUGGUAGUGCUAUCCACAGUCUACUCGUGCAUCAUCUGGCCCCACCACUCCGCUGAAGGUGAGAAAACCAGCUGAUCGUCACCCGCGUUCUCUCUUUGAUGAAAGCACUCCAAGUGCCGGCUCUUCCGGGACUACUAAAAAUUGCCCUCGCACAUCCUACGUGAACAUCUCUACGAACCUUUCAAAUCGUGGGAAGAGAAUGAAGCUCCCCAAGGCAGACCACAAGCAGCGAAGUUUACUUGACUUUUUCAAGUUGUGAUUCCACCGCGGCGCUUUGUUUUCGACGACUGUCGCUCUCUGCACUGGAGAACUGUGCGAUGUCUUCCAAUACUCUUCUUUGUCCGAGUACAUUUACCCCCUUUAUUCUGCCCUGUCAUGUGAUUUUUGUGCCUUAUCCCCAUGGCUUAUUCGAUAUGUUGUUACUUUUUGAUACUAUAUGUGCGUUUUAUACCGUCAUGUUUUUCAUCAUUUCCACUUAUUUUUAUACAAAUACUGCGUCGAAUUCACUUAAA